Messenger RNA from Colletotrichum karsti, 1644 nucleotides. RefSeq lists its product as uncharacterized. Bases 1 to 1644 code for a protein of 547 amino acids. The transcript is spliced from 2 exons. NCBI's taxonomy places the organism in Eukaryota, Fungi, Ascomycota, Sordariomycetes, Glomerellales, Glomerellaceae. The record is from RefSeq and is a predicted model, not a curated record.
AUGGUCGACCACGCGGCACCCGUGGCAGACGACCCGAUCACGUCCCAGGCGAGCUCUCACUUCCCGCUGGAGCCGAUCUCGGCGGACGUGCUUCUCCGCCGGGAGACGAAGCGGCGGGACGCGCUGAGGGAGAUGGGGCGCGUGAGGACCGGGUGUCGCGGGGUGGACGAGUAUGUCCUCGCGGGCGGGUUCGAGCGCGGGAGCGUGGUCGGGAUCAGCGCGGAGAACGAGCAGCUCGGGGUGCUGAUUUCGAUGCAAGCUGUGGCGAAGGAGGUCUGCGGCGGUGACGGAAGCGGCGAGUCGAGGGUGAUGGUGGUGACGGCGCAGCCUCCCCCUGCCGUACUGCCCACGUUGAGAGAUGCUGUUAAGGCGGAGUUGGCGGUUCUUGGGGUUCCUGCGGCGGAGGUGAAGGGGAGGCUGAGGUCUUGUCUGGAGCGUGUUUCUGUUUCUAGGGUGUUUGAUUUUGAUGGGUUGUGGGAGGUGCUUGGCGAUUUGGACAUUCCUCCCGGGAGUCCGUCUGCGGAUGGGUCAGUUGUUUCCGAGGACGAUGGCGGUGCGGCGACGUCGCAGGAAGAGGAUGUCGUCGAGACGGAGGCAGAGACGGUGCAGGAGGUGCUCGUGCUACCGGAUCUCAAGCCUGAACCCAGAUACCAUCCGCAGACAACGACAAAAACGGAGAUCGCGGAUAGCGACGAGGAGGAGGCCUUUUCGCCGCCGGCGUCUUCCUCGUCGGAGCUCUCGGAACUGUCACCGCCGCCUUCGUCAAUGGCCUCGAUGCUCGCUACACCUGAGCCGCAUGAGAAUCCCGAAGUUUCUGAUCACCGAGAACCAAGCCAGGAGAGGCAAAUCGUCGACGCAGAAGAGGAAGAGAUCUCGAUGGCUGCGGAAGAGCCAAUCGAAGACCAAAACACCAAGAUUCAAAGCCCCACGAAAAGAGACGAAAAAGCCUCUCCGCCGGACAUCAUCCUCAUCACGCAUUUCUCAGCCCUCAUGACGGCGCUCUUCACUCGUCUCGACCGCACAUCCGCCCACGACUCUCUGCAGUCGCUCUCGGACUACCUGCGCUAUCUCUCCCGCAGCUUAUCCAGCAGCCCGCUCAUCAUCCUCCUCAACAGCACCAGUUCGUCGAAGAGCAAGACCCUGACGCGACCGGAUCCCGCCAUGGACCAAGGCGAAGCGCAGCCACCACCGGCGGGGGAUGGAAGUCCCGCGAAAAACAGCGUAAGACCAAUCGACCCGUCCCUCUGCUCCAUCUUCCACCCGCCGCCGCUCGAUAUCCACGGGUACAACAACCAAACGCUCUCGCGACGGAACAAACCCACCUUCGGCCUCGUCUUCUCGCAAUUCCUCGAUCUGCAUAUCCUGUGCACACGGGUCCCGAGCACCAAGGAGGACGGCGAGAUGGUAUACGCGGAGGGCAGGGACGACGUCGGGUUCACGUGGGUCGUGGAGGUCCUCCUCGACGAGAUGGGCGUCUGGGGAGAGGAGGGCCCUCAAGGGAGCCGGAGGUGCAGGGAGCAGAGGUGGACGCCGGUGGAGGUCGCGGGGGGCAGGGUCGUGGACGCGUUUGCGGGCGCCGCGGAGAAGAAGAGGAAUGUCGGGGACGUCAGGACCGUCGGCGGCUUUGGCGGGCCCCGGGUGUGA